CUGCUGUAUGUUAUGUAACUCAAUGUAAGCUAUAUAUAUAUAUAUAUAUAUAUAUGUGUGUGUGUGUGUUAUGAUUGUUGUUUGGUGUCGAACGAGUCAAAACAUAUUCCGCCAUUCAAAAUGAUAUGGCGAGUCUAAUGACAAAUUUGUUUUUUCUGUACGGGAUUUAUGUUCUUCUUAUUAUCGGUCAGACCGCACUGAGUUCACAGAAAUGUCGGCACUGUUACGCGCGGCAUCAGAAACGAUCCGCCAGCCCGACGUUCAGGUACCGGCCGCACGUGUCGGCGUGCGCGUCGCCGUCGUCCACCGUGGCCGCCUCCAAAGACGACGGCUGCGAAGAAACGCAACGUCCGUCGACCGAACAGCCACCGGUGCGGUGGCGGUUACCGGCACCGUCGCCACCGACUCAGUCACCACCACCGCCGCCCCCGCCGCAAUCGUCACCACCACCGUCAUCACCACCAACGUCGUCCACCGACGGCUGGACGCCGGGCCGUGGCAGGCUGCACAAACACCUGUUACUGGUCACCGGACAGGUGUACCACGAGUUCAUUGGCGAGUGUUCGGUCACGGAACAAGCGCGCGACCUGCACGAACUCGGCUCGAUGCUCCGGCGUGAACCCGUGCCGGGCGACUUCGUGCUGGUCCAAGUGGGCACGGGCUGGAGGCUCAACGUCCGGCUGCUGGACGUGCUGGUCGACAGGCUGGGUAACGUGUCCGUGUACGCGGACAAGAAGUAUUACAGCAAAACGAUGACCAAACACUGCCGGAACAUCGGCGACCGGUGCACGCUGCUCACCAACCUGGUGCCCGUUAUCGAGCAGCUGGAGCGGCCACGGGAAUUCGGCGACGGCGGCGGUGUCGCCAUGUACGAUCCGGACUGGAUUCCGGUGCCCGCUGUACCGCCCCUGCCCCGCAACUUCACCGGCGACACCGAGAAGCAAAUCGAAUACCUGACGUGGCGGCUGUGCGUCCGAGACAGGCGUCAAAAUUUCUACUACAAACUCGACCAGGACUCACUGCGGUCCCCCUUGAGUGAUCAGAGCGACAUCGCUGAGAGCGACAAUGUCGUCUUCGAAACCAGCUUGUCACUCACCGAUAUACUACCGAUCAAUCCAAAGAACUACGACAAAAACCGCGCGCCAAAAGUACAAGGGCAACCGACUAUUGUUUACUUUCACGUCACCGUGCUGUCUUUGGAUUCCAUCAACGAAGAAUCCAUGACGUACGUUGCGGACAUAUUUUUGGCGCAAAGCUGGCGGGACCAAAGACUUCGGCUUCCAGAAAACAUGAGCGAAGACUACCGUAUACUGGACGUCGAAUGGUUGCACGAUAUAUGGCGACCCGAUUGUUUCUUCAAAAACGCGAAAAAAGUCACGUUUCACGAGAUGAGCAUACCCAACCAUUAUUUGUGGCUGUACCACGACAAAACGCUGCUGUAUAUGUCAAAAUUGACGCUGGUAUUAUCGUGUGCAAUGAAAUUUGAAUCGUAUCCGCAUGACACACAAAUAUGUUCAAUGAUGAUCGAAAGCCUGUCUCACACAACUCACGAUUUGGUUUUUAUAUGGAAUAUGACGGAUCCAUUAGUGGUAAACCCAGAUAUCGAAUUACCUCAACUUGAUAUAUCAAACAACAUAACUACCGAUUGCACAAUAGAAUACUCAACAGGGAAUUUCACAUGUUUGGCCGUGAUGUUCAAUUUACGAAGACGCUUAGGUUACCAUUUAUUCCACACAUACAUCCCAUCAGCACUCAUUGUUGUCAUGUCGUGGAUUUCAUUUUGGAUAAAACCCGAGGCUAUACCAGCUAGAGUAACUUUAGGCGUAACUUCGCUAUUGACACUCGCCACACAAAACACUCAGUCACAACAGUCCCUUCCACCUGUAUCCUAUGUAAAAGCCAUCGACAUAUGGAUGUCUUCGUGUUCGAUUUUCGUUUUUCUGUCUUUAAUGGAGUUUGCCGUCGUCAAUAACUACAUGGGGCCGGUGGCCACCAAAGUGAUGAAAGGAUACUCAGAAGAAGAUAUCCGAGGAGGCGACGACUUUAAGGAACUGGACCCGAAAAGCCGAAGUCCGAUUAGAAGUGUAGCCACCGUAGCCGCAGCACCGCAGUACCCGACUUUCUGUAACGGCCGCGCAAUCGCACUGUACAUCGACAAGUUCUCACGGUUCUUUUUCCCGUUUUCGUUUUUCAUCCUCAACGUCGCCUAUUGGACAUCAUUUUUGUAAGCGAAUAUAAACCUAUGCUUACAUAAAUGACAAGACUAACGGCUUUUGGCCUUGCAUGUGUUAUAUGUAUAACACACGACGUACAUUCGCAUUAUACGACGUCUGCAUAUCACUUCAAUGUCGUCGUCACAUACGCUACGACGAUGAAAAAUAUGUAAAUUUUACUAUUAUUGUUACUUCUCGUACGAAUCUCCUAGGUAGCCAUAUAGAUGUACCCUAUGAUGUACCUUUUACCUAUCUACCUACUAUGCUCUACUAAUGAAUUUUUAUUUUAUUUUAGUAAAACAUAUCAUAUUGUAUUAAGUCACUGUAAUAAUAUUUUGUGUAACUGAUUAAUAUUAAUUAUCAUUUACCAAUCUAUAUGCGUUUGUUUAAUGA
Molecule: messenger RNA, 2606 nt
Organism: Rhopalosiphum maidis (corn leaf aphid)
Lineage: Eukaryota; Metazoa; Arthropoda; Insecta; Hemiptera; Aphididae
Product: glycine receptor subunit alpha-4-like
Biological process (GO): nervous system process; chemical synaptic transmission; signal transduction
Cellular component (GO): membrane; synapse; neuron projection
Molecular function (GO): neurotransmitter receptor activity; transmembrane signaling receptor activity; extracellular ligand-gated monoatomic ion channel activity
Source: RefSeq, a predicted model, not a curated record